This is a messenger RNA of Schistocerca nitens (vagrant locust), 2204 nucleotides long. It is a transcript of the gene NiPp1, whose product is annotated as nuclear inhibitor of protein phosphatase 1. The record is from RefSeq and is a predicted model, not a curated record. The transcript is spliced from 7 exons. Gene Ontology annotation, cellular component: nuclear speck. Lineage: Eukaryota; Metazoa; Arthropoda; Insecta; Orthoptera; Acrididae. Gene Ontology annotation, molecular function: protein binding; mRNA binding; protein serine/threonine phosphatase inhibitor activity. The coding region runs from base 198 to 1277 and encodes 359 amino acids.
UUCUGAAUGUCUUUGGAAGGCAGUACAAAUAGUGUUUUGAGUUUGUUGUGGUGUUGUUUGUAUUCGAAUAUUUACAUUUUAUUUGUGUUUAACGAAGCUCUAGUGUUCUAAGUAUGAUGAAGUUUGCGUAACAUGAAUAUCUAAGCGGAUGUGUUCCUGUUUAUAGUGAUGUGAGAUUCAAGAGGACCACUUCAGCAAUGGCAAAUCACUACGAUGUACCAAAUUGGGCUGGAAAACCGCCUGUCGGACUUCAUCUGGAUGUUUUAAAAGGAGAUAAACUAAUCCAGAAAUUGAUGAUAGAUGAGAAAAAGUGUUACCUCUUUGGCAGGAAUCCUCAGAUGAAUGAUUUUUGCAUUGACCACGCAUCUUGCUCUCGAGUUCAUGCUGCUCUUGUGUAUCACAAGCAUUUAAACAGAGCCUUUCUGGUGGAUUUGGGAAGCACUCAUGGCACAUUCAUUGGAUCACUUCGUUUGGAGCCACAUAAGCCUACACAAUUACCAAUAGACAGUGUAUUCCAUUUUGGGGCAUCAACACGGAAUUACAUCAUUCGUGAACGACCACAAACGGGUUCAAGACCAAUCAUUGAGGAACUAGAAAAAUCUUCAGAAGAAGCUGAAGGUGGCCUCUUGGGUUUGCCAGAGACGGAAACAGAACUGGAUAAUCUUACAGAGUUUAAUACUGCACACAAUCGCCGAAUAUCUAUGCUGGGGAUUCCUGAUGAAGAAAUUCGCCCCACAACGAGGAAAAGAAAGAAGAAAUUACUGACUUUUAGUGAAGAAGAGGAAGUAAUAAAUCCUGAAGAUGUUGAUCCAUCUGUUGGUCGUUUUAGGAAUAUGAUUCACACGACUAUAAUACCAACAAAGCGUCAGAGAAUUGAUGGUGUUGGACCAACAAGUGGUCUCACAAACAGUUCAGAUGAUCGCCUGAACCUCAUGAAACACUUACAUCCUUCUGCAAUGAUGCCACAUCUGUAUCACGAUUUGCCACCUGAAGGGUCUCACCCGGUUGGUGCUGGAACACCAACAUCACCCACAGGUACAGGUAACAGUGCAAAUACUCCACUGUUGUUUUCGUCGGCACUGGCAUCGCGCUUGGGCUUGGCCUUACCAAACCCUGCUCCAGAAGUGGAGAUGGCGCCACCCCCGCUUCCACCUGCUGUGCUACCUGGCCAGCCAGCUGUCGGUGCUUCUGUCGACCUUAGCCACGAACCUAAGAAGAAGAAAUAUGCUAAAGAAGCAUGGCCUGGCAAGAAGCCUGUUCCAACACUCCUUGUGUGACAUCAGCAUCUUUUUGUUCUUGUGUCAUAUACACUCUGGAUCCAAGCCAACUGGAAGGACUCCGUACACUGGAUGUAUGCAAGAAUUACAUAAUCAUUGUGAAUUUUUGUUCUGUUAGACGCCACCAGUGUAGCAUCAGGAAUUCAAAUUUGUAUAUUGUUCAUUUACUUCAUUAACAACAUAAUUUUGUUGUUCGUGGAUUGUUGUAAUGUGUUUUGUAUGCAGCUGUAGUAUUUUUCAUAUAGAGCUCGCAAUUUCCAAUGACUUUGGUUUUUUCCCUGCAUGAGCUCAUGUACGGUUCUCAUUGCUUUUCUGCUUAGUACAUUUGGUUUCGGGACUUGUUCAUGACUACAUGGAUUAUCUGAACAGUGUGCAUGAUAGUGUUUGUAUACAGUACUGUGCAUUGUCCAUAUUCUGUAAAUACAAAUACUGACUUUGUGUUGAAGCCUAUUAUAUAGGAUACCCUUUGUUAUAAGACUUUCUGCCUGCUGAGUUCUGUGAGUGUCAGUAUGUUAUGAAUACUAUUAAAUACACUGAAAAGAGCAAUAUUGAAUGUACAGUUGGCUGCGAAUUGGGUCUGUAUAGGAGAUGAAAAGAGAACUAUAUGUGAGAAUGCACAAAUCCAUUUGUGGGUCAUCGGAGUUGCCUUAAUUCUCGGGUUCAUAUCUUCAAUCAUGAGCAGUCUUUUCUUAACACAGUUAUUUGUCAAAACAGCUACCAUAAUGGGUCUGUUAAUUACAAAUGAAGAUCUGUUUGAGUUUUGAUGUAUUCUGACAUAACUGUCUGUUGUCUUUGAAAGUGAUUUUUAAAUUUAUUUGUGCAGCUUUUGCCUUGUUUGUGGUAGAAAUGCAUUUAUAGCUAGAGCAACUAUUUUUGUCAGUAAGAAUGUUUCUCUACAACUGAGCAAUAAAGUACUUGUACAGACUG